Molecule: messenger RNA, 3195 nt
Organism: Capronia epimyces CBS 606.96
Lineage: Eukaryota; Fungi; Ascomycota; Eurotiomycetes; Chaetothyriales; Herpotrichiellaceae
Exons: 2
Coding region: 1-3195 (1064 amino acids)
Biological process (GO): protein transport to vacuole involved in ubiquitin-dependent protein catabolic process via the multivesicular body sorting pathway
Cellular component (GO): endosome
Molecular function (GO): protein binding
Source: RefSeq, a predicted model, not a curated record
AUGGUUCAAGCGCCGAUGCUGUCCUGCCCGCUGAAGCAGACAAACGAGAUCGACUGGGUGACUCCGUUGAAGAACUACAUUGCAAACAACUAUGGCGAUGAUCCGGAGAAAUAUUCGGAAGAGUGUCAAACACUGCAACGUCUGAGGCAGGACAUGAGAGGGGCUAGUAACGACUCAGCCUCGGGAAGAGAUCUAUUGUAUAGAUACUACGGCCAACUUGAGUUGCUGGAUUUGAGAUUUCCUGUGGAUGAACAGCACAUCAAAAUCAGCUUCACAUGGUUUGAUGCGUUCAAAGGCACGCCGACCUCUCAGCACUCGUUGGCCUUUGAGAAAGCCUCCGUCAUCUUCAACAUAUCUGCGGUGCUCUCUUGCCAUGCCGCCGCUCAGAAUCGCGCCGAAGACAAAGACCUCAAGACCGCCUACCAUUCCUUCCAGGCAUCCGCCGGCAUGUUCACCUACAUCAACGAGAACUUCCUUCACGCACCUUCCAACGAUUUAAGCCGCGAAACCGUCAAGACGUUAAUCAAUAUUAUGCUAGGUCAAGCACAGGAGAUCUUCUUGGAAAAACAAAUACGGGAUGGAAAAAAACCGGCGCUGUUGGCGAAACUCGCAGCACAAGCACAGUUUCUUUUCAGCCAAGCCAAAGAGGGACUCGAGUCGGAUCAUGGCCAGCACGUGUUUGACUACACGUGGGUUAAACUGAUUCAGAUCAAGACUUUGCACAUGUCUUCGCUUGCGGAAUAUUAUCAAGCCUUGACCGAGGACGAGACCAACCUUCACGGUUCAGCAAUCGCUCGCUUGCAGCUGGCAGAGAAGUCCAGCAAGCAAGCAUACUCGUCUGCGAAGUCGGUCCUUAGCUACCCAUCGACCGAGUCACGGCUUGGGUCAGAUACCGCCACGAGCAUUCAGGCAAUCACCCGGAGACAGCUGGAAAAUGUGCAGGAGAAGUUGAGCGUGCUGGUCAAGGAUAACGACUUCAUAUAUCACCAAGUCAUCCCUGCGGAGGCCUCGUUGUCUCCUGUGGCGAAAGUACCUGCAGCCAAAGCCAUUCCUCUUUCCGACCUCUACCAAGGACAAGACAUUCAAAGGAUCAUUGGGCCAGAUAUCUUCCAAAAAAUCGUCCCAAUAUCAGUGACCGAGUCGGCCAGCAUGUAUGACGAGGAGAAGGCCAAGUUGAUCCGGUCGGAAGCCGAGAAAGUGGAGCAAGCCAAUGGUGAGAUGGCAGCGAGUCUCGACUAUCUGAAACUCCCGCAGAGCCUGAACGUGUUGAAAGGAGGGUUGGAUCAAGAAACGCGAAUGGACAAGGAAUUCGAACAGUGGUGCCAGGAAAUUGCCGAUCAUCAGCCAUUCAGUGGUGCUUUUGAACAGCUGCAGAAGGACAAACAGGCUGUUUUGACGAGUCUGGCAAAGAGCACGAAACAACUUGAUAUGGAAGAGAGUGUUUGCGAGAAAAUGAGGACCAAAUAUGGUGCGGACUGGACCCAGCAGCCGAGUUCCCGGCUCACGUCGACUUUACGAGCCGACAUCAAAAACUACCGAGAGACCGUCGACCAAGCCGCAGCUAGUGACUCACAACUCCUCGCUGCGGCAGAAUUUUGCGAAGCUGAUUUUGAGGCAAUGAGGAAGGCCGGCGAACAGGGCGAGGCUGAUGUCUUGUAUCAACAAGCCUUGAUCAAGGCCGGCUCGGGGUCGAAAGCGACCAAAAGCGCCGACGAAGGUAGUCUUCUUGAUGAGGAUUACGGUGAGGGUGGGAUGUCGGUUGCCAACCAGAUCGCCAAGGUGGAGGAGCUGUUGCGGAAGCUCAGCCUGGUCAAACACGAGCGGAUGCAAGUGCUGAAGGACUUGAAGGAGAGAGUGCACACUGAUGAUAUAUCCAACGUGCUCAUCUUGAACAAGAAGGCGAUUGCGAAUCAAGAAACUCAACUGUUUCAAGCCGAGCUGGAGAAGUUUCGCUCGCAUCAAAAUCGUCUCAUCUCCACCGUGCACAAGCAGUCGUCCUUGCUCAGAGAACUGACCAAGGCAUAUGGCGAUCUUUUGCAGGACAAGCGAGUACGGGUGGAUCAACAGAGAUACGAUGCGGUGCAGAAGAGCAAGAACAGUGUUCUGAAUAAGUACCGAAGGGUCGUGACUGCGCACCGAGAUCUAAUCCAAGGCCUGAAGCGAGCCCAAACCUUCUACACUGACAUGAAGGAAAGCGUCGAUAGUUUGGAGAAGAAUGUGGAAUCUUUUGUCAGCAAUCGACGGGCAGAAGGUGCACAGCUCCUCCACCAGAUCGAGCAGACCAAAAACAGCUCCGCCGAUGGUCAGGCUGCGGCCGAGCAGAAACGAAUACAAGAGUUGAUGAAUCGGUUGUCGAUGGAGCCAAAAUCGGCCUCUCCGUCCCAGACCGAAGCUCCUGGUCUUCCUCCUCUCCCAGCAGCCAUCAACACAUCCAGAUCUCCAGCGCCUGUUUCUCCGUCAUACCCGACCACGAAUCCCGAUCCGCGGUUCACCAUACCGCCCCGUCACUCACCGGCGCCUGUGGUGCCAAACGGGUAUUCCAAUCAGCUUAAGCCGCCGUCCCAACAACCAGCCAAUCCUUCUCCUGUCGAGUCUCAGCAUGCUUUCGCUCAAGGGGCGGCCGCACCUUUGUCAACCAGUUACAACCCUAUGGCCUACCCGGAGAGAUCCAUCACGACCCCGAUUCAACAAUCAGGCAGUCAGCAGCACUACCCGUUUUCGCCCAUCACAUCUCAGCCAGGGCUGACCGCAUAUUUUCCGCAACAACCUCCGCCUCAGUCGCAUACACCUGUGCAGCCUUUGAACUUUACAUCUCCCACACAGUACUCCCACCCUCAAUACGCAUUUCCGCAGCCUGGAGCAUCCGGAACGUACCCGGCCGCAUCGCCGCAUACACAAAUCCCUCCAGGACAAACCCCAUACCAAAACUACCACCCUACGCCUUACAACAUGCCUCAAAAUUAUAUUCCUCCGCCGCCGCCUCCUGGGCCGCCGGGAGGAGGUUCUACGACCCAAUACGCUCCGAAUCCGUCAGGAGUCUGGCCCAGCGGGCCGGGAGGCUAUGCGAGUUAUGCGCAACCAAGCCGACAUACUCCACAACAGCAACAGCAACAGCAGCAGCAGCAACCAGUGCAACCCCAAGGACAGGGGCCACAAGACCCAGAUCCAUGGGCGGGGCUGAAUGCAUGGAAGUGA